Messenger RNA from Macrobrachium nipponense, 1333 nucleotides. RefSeq names its product glutamate receptor-like. Gene Ontology annotation, molecular function: ligand-gated monoatomic ion channel activity. NCBI's taxonomy places the organism in Eukaryota, Metazoa, Arthropoda, Malacostraca, Decapoda, Palaemonidae. The record is from RefSeq and is a predicted model, not a curated record. The transcript is spliced from 4 exons. Gene Ontology annotation, cellular component: membrane. Bases 398 to 1006 code for a protein of 202 amino acids.
AGUCAUGGUCUACAUACAGACAGGAGAACGCGCCCAACUCCUUCAGUCUCCUCCCUUCAGUUGGUCCCUAGCAGCUCUCUUGAUAGUUUCCAUCAGUGAGAAUUGUGAUGAAAACCUUCUACAGACAGAACUCGCCAAUCGCACUUCAUCCCUAGCAAUCAUGUGCCCAGCUUUUCUACACUCUGCUCAGGGAAGCGUGGAAAACCCCGUGUUUGUGGUUCAUACGUGGAAGCCUUUUCAUCCACGAAGGAAACGGCUGUACAUUGGAAGGUAGUCAUCUCUCAGAACCUGGGAAGAUCUCUUUGUGGACCGUUUUCGGUCAUUUCAUGGCAUCGUCCUUCACUUGGCAAGUGACAAUGGGGAACUUCCCUAUUUCUACACAACUGAAAGUAGUGCCAUGGAAGGAAUUAAUAAACGAAUGUUGGAUGUCAUAGCAGCACGCCUGAAUUUUAGUUACAUUCCAACCCAAGGAAUAAAAGACUUAAAGUGGGGUGAAAACAUCAAUGGAACGUGGGAUGGCUUCCUUGGAGAGAUAUGGAAUGGAACCAAAGAUUUAACAAUCAAUGGAUUUUCUAUCACUUACGACAGAGCCAGAGACUUUGAUUUCACACAGCCAUUCAGCCAUGAAGGAUAUGGGUUUGCCAUUCGACAGCCAAGCCCUUUACCUCGUUGGCAGAGCAUCAUAUACCCUUUCAGUGGCCUUGUUUGGGGAGUCCUUGCUGUCACUCUCAUCAUAGCAUCAAUAGCUUUUUAUUUACUCCAACUCAAGACUGCACGAAUGAGCUACAUGAAAUGUCUCGUCCUUGUCAUGAAGAACCUUGUGAAUCAAAGUGUUGAAUAUAGACCCAAAACAAUUAUUCUCCGGAUUUUCCUGGCGCCUUGGUGGUUCAGCGCCUAUGUCACUGGCAUCAUCUAUGCCUGUAACCUCAUCUCUUUCUUCACUGUACCUGUAUAUCCACGCAAGCUAACCACACUGAAAGAGCUAGCACAGAGUCCUUACAGGUAAGUAGCUGAUCUUUUAAAAAACAUAGCUUUUGUUUCUUUAAACAUUAUCGUGUCGCUAUUCAUACAAAUAGGUUUUAAGAAAUUAGACCACCUAGGAGAGCAGAGGUUGUGAUAUGCCUUCCUGAUAUGCAUAAAGUACUGUUUCAAAGCAUUAAACAAGUAACUAAAAAAUACAAAAUGUACAUGAAACACUAUUGAAACAUACAAAGAAACAAAGCGUGAUGCAACCUCUACCUUACUCAGGAUGAGUGCAAGAUUUCCCCGACGCAUAAAGCUGGUAUCACACUAGUCAUUUCUUGCUCGCGGUUUUGGCAAGCAUCCAGCCGAU